Messenger RNA from Podarcis lilfordi (Lilford's wall lizard), 4375 nucleotides. NCBI's taxonomy places the organism in Eukaryota, Metazoa, Chordata, Lepidosauria, Squamata, Lacertidae. The record is from the annotation of a GenBank genome assembly.
AUUUGAAAAUCUGCGAAGGAGAAGAGUCUGCAGCGCGGAAGACUGUGCCUUCUGCAAGGUAGGCAAAAGAGGGAGAUUUUUUUGGGGGGGGAGGGGGCUCCCGCGCCAGAGCAGCUGCUUCGCAGGAGAGAAGCCCUCCGGGAGAGGGCAGUUUUGCAAAGGGGCAGCGGUGGGAGGGCGCAUGCGUGGGGUUGCCCCCCCAAUUCAGCCCCCCAAGAGCUGCGAUGAGUGCAAAAGGCUUUAAGGGGAGCAGGGGCGCCCCAGGAGGAGAGCAGGCGGGGAAGAGGCAGUUUUAGGGUGGACUAGGAAACCCCCCCCCAAAGGAAAGGAGGCAGGAUGGCUCUGGGAAGAGGAGGAGGGAGACAUUCAUGUUUUGGGAAAAGAGGGGGGGAGGGCAGGGUCAGCUGGAAACUCAUUUCAACACUACGUGGCAUGGGCCCUUUUAUCCUCGAUGCCUUUCCUGUCUGGGGGGGGGGGUUCAGGAGGAAAGCCCCCAAGGAGGGCGCAGUCUCUCUGUAUAGCAGACCAGCCCUAGGAAGGAACCAAGGUGUUGGGAGAGAUGGAGGAGGGAAGACUUUAAGGAUGGGAAGAGGAGAACCACUGGCCAUAAAGUGUCAUUGAUUUCUCAGCACCAGCAACUGCUGCAGCAGAACUGGGGGCUCCAAGCGCAGUCAGCUGCCUAUACAGUCAUACCCUUGGCUCCACCUGGGCUACUAUUGUCCACACGGACCGGCAGCAAUUGCUCUUUCGGGUUUUCAGACGUGGUUUCUCAGCCCUGCCUGGGGACUGCAUCUGAGGCUUCCUGCCUGCUGAGAAGAUGCUCUGCCCUCGAACUACAGCCCCUUCCCCUCAAGUGGGGGUGCAGGACGAGGAGGAACAGAGGGAGGCAGCCGUGUCACAGCUCCAGGCUGGCAGAAAAGGGAAGGGAUGUUUUUAAUGGUGGUGGGAAGAAGAUCCUCUUUCAGGCAUGACUCCACUUUCCUCGCAUGGUGGGGUCCAGGAGGAAGGGGCCCCUCUUUUACCAUGGAAACUGCAGGUGGGAGCACCACACCUAGGCUGGGUUAUCAUUUACCAGCAAAUCGUAUUGGGUGGGAAAAUGGCUGCAGGGUCUCUGAGGCUGCCUUUGCUUCUAUCUCCCUCCCAGGAACCUGCAGCUUCUGAGCUCCUCAGGAAGGAUGGAAGAGACUGGUCCUGCAAACCUAGCGAGGAUGGAAGGAGGAAGAUGGACGGUUGACCUGGUCAGGCUGCCUCCUGCAUCCCUCCCCACAACCUCUGACUGUUCUCUCCCAGGACCCUCAGAGAGAUCUGGUGAGUUCCAGGGAAUGGAGAUGGGGACAUGGAGGGAUGUUGGCUGUGGGAAAGCAAUCUGGCAAAAAAAGGGCCAUAGCUCUGGGCUGUGAGAGAUAAAAGAAACCACCCUGCUGAGAGCCUGUUUUUUAUAUGCUUUUAAAUUGGGUUUGUUUUUGUUUUUUGGUGUUUUUAACAGUUAUAAGGGCAUUUUGUGGGGUGUGUCUGGGAUGGGAGGAGCAGAGGGAGGCCCAAUUUCAGGGGAUCUGGGUAGGGGGAGGUAUGGUGUGGGAGGAGGGGCAGCCCGGGUAAAGGGCACACAGCACAGGUAGUUAGUGGCUGUACUGUGUGCCAGGCCCGCCCUGCCCCCCAUCCUGGGGAAUUGUGGUUGUCAUAUCAGCCAACCCUUGGGUCUGCGACUGCUACUGCUGAAUGCCAGGUCCACCCAGAAUAAAAUCUCCCCCAUCCAUGAUCUGAUUAUGGAUGAGGAAGCUGAUCUGGUGUGUAUCACUGAAACCUGGGUGGGUGAACAGGGUGGGGUUGGUGUCACCCAGCUGUGCCCACUCAGUGGUCUAUAGAGAUUCUCUGUCUCCAGGCUCUCUGUCCAGUUCGGGGUGUGUGAAUCUAGCGUGUGCGUCUCUGGCGUUGGGCAGUCGGGACAGAUUAGGGAUUCUACUGGUUUACCACCUGCCUGAGCUGACAGAGCUGGUGUCAGAGGCAGUGUUAGGGACUCCCAGACUGCUAGUUGUGGGAGACUUCAACAUCCAUGCCGAGGCAGCUGGCUCUGGGGUGGCUCAGGACUUUAUGGCUACCAUGACAACCAUGGGGCUGUCCCAACCUGUCACCGGCCCAACACACAUGGCAGACCACACUCUAGACCUUGUUUUCUUGAUUGGGCAGGAAGAGGGUGAUUUAAAGGUGGGGGACAUUGGCAUCAAUCCCUUGUCAUGGUCAGAUCACUUCCUGUUGAAAUUUAGGAUGUCAGCAACUUUUUCCCUCCGCAGAGGCGGGGGACCUGUAAGGAAGGUCUGCUAUCAGAGGCUGAUGAAUCCAGUGGGAUUCCAAACAGCUCGGGGGGGGGGGGGGUUGACUCAGGCUAUUGACACAAUCGCCCCUGAAUGCCCUCUCCCACUAGACUGGUAACUGGGAGCGGCCGCUGGGACCAUAUAACACAGGUCUUAAAGGAACUACAUUGACUCCCAGUAUGUUUCCAAGUGCAAUUCAAAGUGUUGGUGCUGACUUUAAAGCUCUAAACAGCUUGGCCCUGUAGACCCAAAGGAGCAUCUCUACCCCCAUCGCUCAACCCCAGAUGCUGAGGUCCAGCUCCCAGGGUCUUCUUCUGGUUCCCUCACUGCAAGAAGGGAAGUAACAGAGAACCAGACAAAAGGCCUUCUCGGUAGUGGCGCUGUUCCUGUGGAAUGCGCUCUCUUCAGGUGUCAAGGAGAUAAAGAACAACAUAACUUUUAGAAGACAACUGAAGGCAGCCGUGUACCAGGACAUUUGUAAUGUUUGAUGUUUUACUAUGUUAUAAAUAUGCUGUAAGCCGCCCAGAGUGACUGCGGAAACCCAGCCAGAUGUGCGGGAUAUGAAUAUUAUUAUUAUUAUUAUCAUCAUCAUCAACAUGAUCAGAUGUUGCAGAAAUUUCACUAGGAUUGUAAUUUGGAUUACACUUUUAAUUGUAAUCUUCCCUUAAUUUUAGCAGGUGAUGAAAACGACAGUCAUCAUUCUUGGGGCUCAUCAGAAAGAACCAAGCAUGAAGUCAAAGGAAGGACCUUUCAAGGUAAAGAGGAAACAAGAUCACAGAUGAAAAAUCUAGAAGAAAAUGGGAGGAAUAAAAGGCCUUCUAACGCAGACUGAUAAUGGCCAUCAAAUCCCCGUCCAGAAAAAACAUCAGAAGGGAAAGAGAACAUAUGAGAGACCUUUGUGUGGCAAAACAUUCAAAAAUAAAUCUAGCUUCAACUCACACUGCAGAAUCCACACAGAGGAGAAACCAUGUAAAUGCUUGGUGUGUGGAAAGAACUUCAGUGACAGCUCUGGCCUAAAAUCACAUGAAAGAAUUCAUGCAGGACAGGAAUCCUAUGAAUGCCUAGAAUGUGGAAAGAGUUUCAGUCAUUACUCAUACCUUAGAAAGCAUCAGAAAGUCCACAGCGAGGAGAAACCACUUAGCUGCUUUGAGUGUGUAAGGAGCUUCAUUCACAGAAGAGGCCUUAAAUCACAUCAAACAAUCCACAGCAGGGAGAAACCACAUACCUGUUUUGAGUGUGGGAAAAGCUUCACUUACAGCUCACGCCUUGUAUCUCAUCAAAAAAUCCACACAGGAGAGAAGCCAUAUAAAUGUUUGGAGUGCAGAAUGAGCUUUGGUUCCAGCUCAAGUCUUACAUCGCAUCAAAUAAUUCACACAGGAGAGAAAUCUUAUAAAUGUACAGAGUGCGGAAGGAGCUUUGCUCACAGUGCUAGCCUUACUUCACAUAAGAGAACCCACACAGGGGAGAAACCAUAUAAAUGCUUGGAAUGUGGGAAGAGCUUCAGUCAGAGUUCACAUCUUAUUGUGCAUGAGCGAAUCCAUACAGGGGAAAAACCAUAUAAAUGUGAGACAUGUGGAAAGAGCUUUAGUAACUGCACAUACCUUGUUAGCCACCGCAGAAUCCAUACAAGAGAGAAGCCAUAUAAGUGCUUUGAGUGUGGUAAAACCUUCAGCCAGAGUUCAAGCCUUAGUACGCAUCGAAAAAUUCACAGUGGGGAGAAACUGCAUGCAUGUAUUGAAUGUGGAAAGAGGUUCACUACAAGCGUAAAACUUUGAAAUCAUCAAAGAAUUCACACAGGGGAGAAACUGUAUACCUGUUUUGAGUGUGGAAAGAGCUUCGCUCAUGGUUCAAACCUUUCAUCGCAUCAAAAAAUUCACACAGGGGAGAAACCGUAUACCUGUUCUGAGUGUGGAAAAAGCUUUGCUCAUGGAUCUCACUUUACUUCACAUAAGAGAACCCACACAGGGGAGAAACCAUAUAAAUGCUUGGAAUGUGGAAAGAGCUUCAGUCAGAGUUCACACCUUACUGUGCAUAAGCGAAUCCACAGGGAAAAAACCACAUAA